UAUACCUCUUCUUUACGACAGCGUAAAGCGGCUAAUUUAUUUUUCGCUUCCCCGCCGUGCGGCCGACCCAUCAACACACGGGGGUGUCUGAGACCCCUUAAGUCGUAACCCCUCGACAGCAAAAGCAUGUCCGAUCUUUUUGCAUCUGCAAUCACUGGUGUUACUUUUUUAAAGCAGUAUUGGAAAUCAGUUGCCGGAUCUUGAUAAAAUAUUACGAGAAGAUGAUGAAUCUGAUUUUUUACCAUCGGCAGGAUCCAACUUAGCUGCUAUUUUUGGGAUGCAAGUUAAAACAUUGGAUAGCUCUUCAUCAAAGCAACAAGUUUCUAAAAAGCCAAAUAUAUCUCGUAACAUAACUCAGGUAAUUCAGAUCAAACCAGAAGUCAUAAUAGCUAAAGCAGUACAUGCAUUUAAACUACAAAAUGGAGUUUACAUAUCAAUUGGUAAACUUGGUAUGGCUCUUACAGGAAAUGCUGCAACGAAAGUAUAUCAAAUUAUUUUAUACAAAAACAAACAAGAACACGUAUCAACUGUUACAGUGACACAUGAUUUUUUAUAUGUAAUACAACCAAACAAUUAUUCAAGUUAUUAUGAUAGCAAUAAGGAAAAUUGGUCAAUAUUAUUUGAAAAUAGCGACGUUUGCAUCGAAUUUGCGAGAGAAAUAGCAUUAGCUCGAUAUUUUUCGAAAAAUGCGAGGAUAGAAAAUGUGCUUUAUCAAGAUCUAUCACCAGUUAACAAAGAUGUAACUGCAAAAGAAGGAGAUAGUGUAUCUAUAAAAUAUUUUAUCAGUGCCGAAAUAAUACAGCCCCUUAAAAGCAAUCUUAUAAUGUAUCAAACGAUGACGGUAGAAAUAUCUACCGAUGAUAAUUGGGAGAAAACACUUUUAGGAAGCAGUAACGGAUUAAAAAGAAUUUUAUUUUUACCUCCAAACAAACAGAUCAGUUUAGGACCUGGAUUUCCUAAAGACAAAGAUGUUAUAUUAGAAAUAGAAAUAAUAGAUAUACAAUCACAACAGGAAGCUACUAAUUUGCAUAAGGUGACAAGUGGUAAAGCUUCUAUAAUAUCGCGUAUGGCAAAAAUGGGACAGUCUAUGUUUGUACCGAAAAUUCCUACAUCUACUACUACCGAUUCUGAAGAUACCGAGGACGAUGUACCGCGUAGAUCGUUGCAUCAAAGAAAGGCAGAAUUGUCAGAAGGAGAAUUUCAAAAGAAACGUUUUACACAAGAAUCUAAAGAAGAAAUAUCAAAAACUGCACACAAAGUACUGAAAUCAAAAAGCGACGCGUCUGUAACAAAUGCAGCUUGUAAGCCUUUCGUUACACCUACUCUCGCUCCUCAGUGGUCACCUACUCAAAGACAGCCCAAUUUCGUCACUGUGGAUGGUCAGGUGUAUUCACUACAACCACAAAUCGUAACUCCAACGGUAUCAACAGUGAUCGAUCCAGGUUUAAACAUGUUGUUGUCGGAAACUCGAAUGACAAAUGCAGAACUCAGAAUGGGGAUGUCUAAAAUAGGUGAUAAUGUGCAGAAAUUACUUGAUAAGUUUCAUGUUCUUGAACUUCAAAAUGCUACAUCUCCUCUAAAAGAGAGAGCGGAUUUGGCUGCUUUGAAAAUGUUACUAACUACGACUGCGUCUCAGACUGAAGAGAAGGAAAAACAGUCGCAAACCAAUAUUACGGCUACCGAUAUUUCUACACAGUUGAACGAGUUCAAAGACAGAACGAGUGCGCUAGAAAAAGAAUUAAGGGAGUCAAAAGAAUAUAUUAAAACUCUCGAAGAUCAGAAAGAAUCUUUAACUCAAACUAAUGAAACUUUAUCAAAAAGUAUUAAACAAUUAGAAAUAUCAUUGAAUGAUGCAAACAGUGCACUUUUAACAGUAAGAAAAGAUCUAGAAGAAAGUAGAGAACUUAAAAGCAAAUGCGAAGAACAAACAUCUAUAUUAGAAAAUAAAAUGCUCAAACUUUCCGAAACGGCAAGUUCCAUGGAAACGAAAGAAAAUGAUAAACAGAAGGAAAUCAAACAUAUAAUGAAUAAAAUUUAUCAUGCUCUGAUGGAUAAAUUUGUAGAAGAGUCGUACUCUACAAAUUACGUAAGAACAGUAAUAGCAAAUACAAUAAAGAAUACCACGCUUCAAGUUUUACAUAAGAAUAAUGAAAAAAGUAACAGGGAACCAGAAUCAAUUUCUGCCAAAAUAGCAGAAAGUGAUGAUUUAAAAGUAGAUAAUACAGAGUUUGAAACCUCCAGUUCAAGCAAGUCAUCAGAACCAACUGAAGUUGCCAAAACUACUAAAACUCAUAUAUUUGUAUUACAGAAUGAACCACCACCUAUUCCUCCUAUUGAUACCGAAGAUGAGAAUGAUUGGUUACAAUGAUAAUUGUAUAUUUCAAUGUAUAAUUGCAUCCUAUGAAAUAAUUCCACAACCCAAAUUUAAAUUAUCGAUGAAUUUUUACAUAAAAUAGACAUUUUUUAAUACCCAAAGAUUUUCUUUAAA
Osmia lignaria (orchard mason bee) is the source of this 2488-nucleotide messenger RNA. RefSeq names its product FK506-binding protein 15. Lineage: Eukaryota; Metazoa; Arthropoda; Insecta; Hymenoptera; Megachilidae. The record is from RefSeq and is a predicted model, not a curated record. Gene Ontology annotation, molecular function: peptidyl-prolyl cis-trans isomerase activity.